AUUUCUCAUUCUAGAACUCGAAGAUGCUUUUAUUUUGAAUCUUGAUUGCUAAUUUAAAUAGUUCAAGCGCAGAAUUGUUCAGAAAUCUUGACUGCUAAUUCCUUCUGAAUUUAUAUAAUUCUAAACAAAAGUACAUCAGCAUAAGUUUGUCUUUUGUUCUAAAAAUUUUCAAUGGCUAUUAUACUAUAUCUGGCAAAUGCUAAAAUUUCAAAAUUCUUAAAGCUUUAAACCCAAAAAUGUCCAUUGCAGUGUAUGAUCUUUUUGUAAUGGAAUGGCAAGACAUGCAUUACUUGGUAACAAACUCUCAGUCCUCAACUCCUCUUCAGCUUCCGCAAAACUCUUGGACGCCUGCAUCAAAUCAAAGUCAUCGCGCGAUAUCCGUACUGUCCACUCUCAAAUUAUCAAAUCCCAAUUCAGUGAUGAGAUUUUCAUCAACAAUAGGCUCAUUGAUGCUUAUGGAAAAUGUGGGUGCUUUGACUACGCUCGUGAAGUGUUUGAUAAAAUGCCGAACAGGAACACCUUUACUUAUAACUCGAUGAUCGGGACGUUGACCAUAUCGGGUUCUGUUAAUGAAGCUGAAAUGGUUUUUAGUUCAAUGCCUCAGCUUGACCAGUGCUCGUGGAAUUUAAUGGUCUCGGGGUUUGCUCAGCACGAGUUAUUUGAUAAGUCGGUAGAGUAUUUCGUGAAAAUGCAUGGGGAGGAUUUUAUGUUGAAUGAAUACAGUUAUGGCAGUGGGCUUAGUGCUUGUGCUGGAUUGAGGGACCUGGUAAUGGGUACCCAAGUUCAUGCUUCAGUGGUUAAGUCGCGAUACUCAUUGGAUGUUUACAUGGGGUCUGCACUUAUUGAUAUGUAUGCAAAAUGUGGGAAAGUAGCAUCUGCUCGGAAGGUUUUUGACAGGAUGAGUGAGCGUAAUGCUGUGUCUUGGAAUAGUAUGAUCACUUGUUAUGAACAAAAUGGGCCAGCAAGUAAGGCAAUUGAGGUUUUCAUGAAGAUGAUGGAUUUUGAGGUUGAGCCAGAUGAGAUGACUCUGGCUAGUGUUGUGAGUGCUUGUGCCACCCUGUGUAUGGUCAAAGAAGGCCGGGAAAUUCAUGCCCGAGUGGUGAAGUUUGAUAGGUUCAGGGAUGAUCUAGUAAUAUGUAAUGCAUUGGUGGAUAUGUAUGCAAAGUGCAAUAGAAUUCACGAAGCUAGGUGGAUUUUUGAUAGGAUGCCAAUUCGAAAUGUGGUGUCCGAGACCUCCAUGGUUAGUGGUUAUGCAAAGGUAGCAAGCGUGAAAAAUGCGAGAGCCAUGUUUACCAAGAUGAUGGAGAGGAACGUUGUAUCUUGGAAUGCACUUAUUGCAGGCUAUACUCAGAAUGGGGAAAAUGAAGAGGCACUAGGACUCUUCCUUCUUUUGAAAAAGGAAUCUGUAUGGCCAACUCACUAUACCUUUGGGAAUCUCCUCAAUGCUUGUGCAAAUCUUGCAGAUUUGAAGCUCGGCAGGCAAGCUCAUGCCCAUGUUUUGAAGCAUGGAUUUCGAUUCCAGUAUGGACCAGAGCCUGAUGUCUUUGUUGGUAACUCUCUCAUAGAUAUGUAUAUGAAAUGUGGAUCAGUUGAAGACGGAAGCUGGGUGUUCAGAAACAUGGUUGAAAGAGAUUGGGUUUCGUGGAAUGCCAUGAUAGUUGGACAUGCACAAAAUGGGCAUGGUACUGAAGCACUCCACUUAUUUAAGGAAAUGUUAGCAUCUGGAGAGAAACCAGACCAUGUCACUAUGAUUGGCGUUCUUUGUGCAUGUAGUCAUGCAGGAUUGGUUGAGGAGGGUCGUCAGUAUUUUGAUUCGAUGACCAAAAAGUAUGGCCUAAUGCCUCUGAAAGAUCACUAUACAUGUAUGGUCGAUUUACUUGGCCGGGCUGGUUGCCUAAGUGAAGCGAAGAGUCUGAUAGAGUCAAUGCCAAUGCCUCCUGAUGGCGUUGUAUGGGGAUCUUUGCUUGCUGCUUGUAAGGUUCACCACAACAUUGUAUUGGGGAAAUUUGUGGCUGAGAAACUUUUAGAAAUUGAUCCUGAUAAUUCUGGUCCCUAUGUCCUCCUCUCGAACAUGUAUGCUGAACUUGGGAGGUGGAGAGACGUUACAAAGGUCCGGAAACUCAUGAAACAGCGCGGCGUCAACAAACAGCCUGGUUGUAGUUGGAUUGAAAUAGGGAGCCAGAUGCAUGUUUUCUUAGUGAAAGAUAAGAGGCAUUCACAAAAGAGGGAAAUAUACUGGCUAUUGAAAUUGCUAACUAAUACGAUGAAGCUUUCUGGAUAUGCUCCAAAUUUUGGUUAUUUUGAUGCUGAUGAGGAGCAGAAUAAAGCCGAACUUACCAUGCUCCAAGAAUUGGAAAUACCUAUAGUUGCUGCUGUCAGAUAAUCGUCAAAUUUGUAGUAGAACUGAUUAGAAAGACUUUUCCUUUUAGUGUAUUGUUCCAUUCUAUAUUUAAAGUCAAACCAGCGCAUACCAUCUGCCUUGAUAUAAGUAUUGCUUACUCUGGCUUACAAGAAUUAUGCUAUACGCAGCAUUUAGGGUGGACUGGACUCCCUUCUUCCAGGACAUGCAUUUAGCUAUUUUCAGUUUAUAGAAACACAAUCUUUUCGUAUGUUCUAGUUUUGUAUCAUCUGACUAUGCAUCAUUUUUAGCAUCUUUAAUUAAGAAAAGUUUCUUUGACAUUGGUUAGUGUCCUGUGAUUUUUGGGUGUUGAAAUUUUUGGCUACGUUAAGUUGCUAGACCAUUAUGUAAAUUCAGCCAGUCUUUAAUGCAGAAACUCUUUGCUUUCUUGAAUAAUUUACUGACCAUCGAUAACUGAUUUG
This is a messenger RNA of Olea europaea var. sylvestris, 2820 nucleotides long. Its product is annotated as pentatricopeptide repeat-containing protein At2g13600. Gene Ontology annotation, biological process: RNA modification. Gene Ontology annotation, molecular function: protein binding; RNA binding. Lineage: Eukaryota; Viridiplantae; Streptophyta; Magnoliopsida; Lamiales; Oleaceae. The transcript has a single exon. Bases 272 to 2383 code for a protein of 703 amino acids. The record is from RefSeq and is a predicted model, not a curated record.